Penicillium coprophilum is the source of this 1767-nucleotide messenger RNA. RefSeq names its product fungal specific transcription factor domain-containing protein. Lineage: Eukaryota; Fungi; Ascomycota; Eurotiomycetes; Eurotiales; Aspergillaceae. Gene Ontology annotation, molecular function: DNA binding; zinc ion binding. Bases 1 to 1767 code for a protein of 588 amino acids. Gene Ontology annotation, biological process: DNA-templated transcription. The record is from RefSeq and is a predicted model, not a curated record. The transcript is spliced from 4 exons. Gene Ontology annotation, cellular component: nucleus.
AUGUCGACCGUCUGCGAUACGCUCCCACAGAAACCAACACCGGGCUCGCACGACAGCAAAGCCUAUAAGGCCCAUCUAGCCACCAUGAAGGAGAUCGUCUCUCAAUUGAAAUAUCUUCCAGUCAUUGAGAAGUCUCUCCAUCAAUAUUACGCUUCUAAGCACAACGCACUUUUGCCGAAACCAGUCAUUCUACACCUUCUGAAGACGCUCCGCACAGAUCUGGUAUCUGCAGGCCAUAUUCUGGGAGAAAAGGGAGACCGAGUCGAGUUGACCAAUAUCUCGGAGAUAUCAGAAGCUGUACUGCUCUCUUCCUCAACAGAGGUCGUCAUCACCCCAUCCUUAGACCUACAUGGUUUCUUCGCCUUGUUCUGUGGCGCGAAUCUCCGUGUCGAAACCAUCGGUCUUUUAUAUACUAUGGCUGCUCGUGCUUCGGUCUUUUUUAACCGCGACGAGGAGAAGGAUGGUGCAUUUGUCCAAGACAUGGUUUGGUGCAGUAAGUUGAGCUUACGACUAGCUCGUGAUCUUGCACCUCAGUCGACGGACGUUAUAAUAUGGCUGGCGAAUGAAAAUGCGCAGCUCAGAUCAUUCCUUGAAGGAGACGCGAGCCUUGGUGUGUGGCGUUUGGUGGGCGAUCUCGCGACAGAUUUAUUGGCCCUGGGCUUGGACAGAGAGGCGACGUAUUCCCCUGAGAGAACGCCAUUUUUUCUAGCAGAAUGCCGGAGGAGAUGCUUUGUGACUGAAUACUAUCUCGAUAAAAUGUUCGGCCUGGUGUUCAAUCUACCUCCUCGCAUUACCUCUCGAUAUGUUGAUGUCAAACUCCCCCUCGAUUUGUCAGAUGAUGAAAUCUUCGCGCAAACUCCCGGGGAAUUAGAAGAAGCCAAAAGUCGGCUCACAGAAGAUGGCUGGAACACUGAUGGAAAACUUAGGGUAGCAACCUGGGCUCGACUACGAUAUAUUCUGGGCCAGUUUCGGGAGGGAAUCGUGGAAUAUCAUUUUCAAGCACCACAGGCAGCUGACCCUGCCCAGCUCAGAGAGUUGUCUUCUCGAUGCCGUCAGACUUGGGAUAACCUCCUUCCUCACCUGAGGUAUAGUCAGGAUUGUUGGAAAUCCGAUAUGCCUCUUGCCAAUUGUUAUAUGCAUGCGAAGGUUCAUUUGGCUUACCUCCGGAUCCAUUUCCAGAUAUACCACCUUCUUGGGGAAGAUAGCUCGUCUCCCCUUCCUGAGCUGCUUGAUGUGUCUGCAAACAUAUUGGAGACCGUUGUGCAAAUGGGAAAUUCUCGCAGUAAAGGUACAUUUAGUUUCAAUGAUCUACCCGAAAUCCUUUUGGCGAGCGGCCUGCCCUCUGCCGCAAUCCUUUCGACUGCACUAGAAAAUAUGACGCAAUGUCCCUCAAAAGUCCUCCCGCCAGGUAUAAAGACGUCGGCUUUGAUUCGGAAUCUCUCCGUACUUGCAUCGCAACUUGAAAGUGUGGCCAGCUCACGGGAAAGAAAUCAAGAAUUCUGCUUGCAGGCUGCAAAAGCUAUCACGGAGAAGUUAGACAAGAUCUUGGACAAGCUUGCGACAUCAAAGUCUCAGGCUCCCGAUGUCACGAUAAGCACUGACGUGAGCCCGAUGUCAGUUCAGACCCCUAACACGGAUAUUUCCUUCUGUGGCGGAGCUGGGGAGAUUGAGGCUAUUAAUCUGGACGAUUACGAUAAUUUUGAUCUCAUGUCUUGGGCCAUCGAUCUCGACCUGGGAAACAUGGCCAGCAACUGGAAUAUGAUGUAA